This is a messenger RNA of Poecile atricapillus (Black-capped chickadee), 6869 nucleotides long. RefSeq names its product transmembrane protein 26 (gene TMEM26). The transcript has 6 exons. Lineage: Eukaryota; Metazoa; Chordata; Aves; Passeriformes; Paridae. The record is from RefSeq and is a predicted model, not a curated record. Bases 163 to 1260 code for a protein of 365 amino acids.
UCUUUUUUGUUAUAAUGGGCCCCUUUGUGGAGAUGGAAGAGAAGAGAAGAGAUCUGUGUGCUGGCGAGGCGCAGGCUUCCCGGUGACUCCCAAGGUAACUUGCCAGGGCUCCGAGAGGCGCCGGGACCCGCGGUGCGGGGCGAAGGGAGGGGGUGCUGCGGCAUGGAGCUGAUGGUGCUACUCAAUGCCUUGGUCACUCGGCUGCUCUUCGUCUUGCACUCACUCAUCGGGGUUUGGAGAGUGACUGCCGUGAAGAAGGAACCCAAGUACUGGCUGCUGGCACUGCUCAAUCUUCUCCUGUGCCUGGAGACAGGGCUUACCCUCAAGUUUAAGCAAGGCAGAGGCUACAAAUGGUUUUCACCAGCAAUAUUUUUAUAUCUGAUUUGCAUAGUACCAUCACUAUGGCUACUAGAAAUUCAUCAUGGGACUCAGUACUGUGGCAAUGAGCCUGGGGCAGUUCAGGUGAAUGUCAGCAAUCAAGACUUCAAUCAAUCCAGAGACAGCAAUCAUGGAAGUGAGGGAACAGAUCACCACAUCAUUCAGACGGCUAAAGUCUUUGUCAAUCAGCUCUCCACAAUCUGUGAGACUGUAUGGACACUGGCCCUGCACCAGACUUUUCUACUGCUACUAGUAGUUGGAAGAUGGCUUCUUCCCAUUGGGGUCGAAAUCACCCGGGACCAAUUGUCUCAGCUGCUUCUCAUGUUUGUGGGAACAGCAGCAGAUAUACUUGAAUUUGCUAGUGAAACCUUGGACAUUGAGGAUGUUCGGAAGAAUUACGCUCUCAUAAAUGCAAUUCUUGCUGUAUGGACCUGGAGUAUGUUACAGUUUCCACUUGAUCUUGCAGUACAGCACAUUGGCUGCAAAACAAGCGCAUCAGCCAGGCGGAUCCCCAGCCUGCUGCUGUGCAGGUACAGUGCGGAACUCUGGAACAUUGGGGUCAGCCUUUUCAUACAGGACGGUCCCUUCUUCAUUGUGCGUUCAAUUCUGAUGGGUCACUUCAGAAUAUUCAAUCAGAUGCUGGUAUUUUUCACAGCUAAGAAUAUCUUAGUUGUGACUCUACAGUUGUAUCGGCUGGCAGUGAUAACAUUAGACUUCCGUGCUACCGUUCUGCAGAAGAGCAGGAAAGGAGAAGUCUGCUGCUGCCCAUGUGAGCCUUAUGAAGCUCGUGCUCAUGCUACUGGUCACCAAGAGAAUGAAAUGAAAGAGUUUGUUGCUUUUCCUCCAAAAGAGGAAUCCCGAGUUCCAUCAGAAGAUCAUUGAGCAGUUACUGACUUGGAAAUAGUUGCAUUCUCCACAGCUUCUUCAGAAGGGCUUUGCCUGUUUCUAUGAUCAAAUGCAUCUUGAGUGUCUAAGUCAUGUUUUCCAUCAAGACAACAUUAGCUUCUUCUAAAUUAUAGGGGAACUUUCUCGAGCAAAUUCAUAGAAAUGGGACUUUUUAAAAAUACAUUUAUAUGAUGGGUUUUGACUAGUUUAAUAUUAUAUUAUUUACAGGGAUUUUGUAGCCAUAGUUUGUAGUAUCAAGAAAGGUUGGGAGCACUAAUAAGAUUGGUUAUUACUGUUGGUGACACUGUGCUGACCUAUGUACUUGCAUGUAUUCAAGUAGAAAGACAAGCCAGUCCUUUAUAGGAAGCACAAAAACAUUGACCUCUACUAGAAUGGCAGGGCUAUAACUGCAGUGUGAUGAACAAUAUGUUCACCAUGUACAGGAGGAACAUCAGCAGAAUCAAUUGUGCACGCAUUUCAGUGCAGUUACUGUGACAUUGUUCAUUCCAGAAAUUUAAGGAAACCUUCUUCAGAUGUUACCUCAUCUUUGGUGGGAUUCAGUUAAGAAUUAUGCAUCACCAUGAAACUGCAUACAAAAGACUCUUGAUCUGCCUGGUCUGAAAAACCUAAAUCAUAACAAAAAGGGAAAAGCAGUCCUCCAGAUCACUAGAAGACAACUGUGUAUGCUACAGGCACUUUCUAGAGUUGCUUGCCUUUCUAUUUCUACCAUUUAGAACAUACACGCACAGAACACACAUGGACAAAACCUCACCAAAAUAUCUGUAAAUACUUUUUUCCUCUUGAUUUUACAGUUCUGUUCUUACAGCUGAGGCAGUUUUUAAAAUGUCUCCAUUUUGUAUGAUUUUUAAAAGUGGCCUGACCUAGACAUAGAAUCUCUCUAGAAAGAUGCAUUGCUGCUCAAGGCAAUCUAAGCCAAAGGAUUCAGGUGUGCACUUCAUAUUUUGUGAAGUGCCACAAGGUCCCAUGAAAUAGGCUGAGAGAUUGUCUGGUCGGGUGAGUGUCAAGAUCCAUUUUUAAGAAAUGGUUAAUAAUUAAUACUUUACUACUUUCACAUUUGGAGUAAAUAAUAUAGGCCCCAAUUUCUCCCAGGAGCACACUUGAGAUCAGUGUAAGAUCAUUGACUUUGCUGGACUUAGCUCAGAGAAACUGAAAGUAAGAUAAGUGAUUUUUGAAAGUCUGCCUAAAAAUUAUAUUCUUGAAGAAAAUGGCAGGUGCUUUUACAGAUUUCUGCAUCCAUUUUGAAAGAUAGUGGAAAAGCAUAUAGAGUGACAUAAUUAAGGUAAUUUCCCAUAUUAAAAACACCAAAUUAAACUUUAUUUUCUAAAGUCUCAGCUAUCUGAAAACCAGAGUCUGGUUUCAGGAAUGAAUGAAAGUGUUUCUACCAUCACAUAAAGUAGUCAUAUACUUAUUUAUCCACAGCCUGAUAAGCAAUGACACAUUCAUUCUUUGAAAAAUGAACCUGUUUAAAAAGUCCAAACACUAAAGAUGCGAACAUGUGUUUGUACUUGUGAGUUCUUACUGUUCUAUGCAGGAUAAGACCUUCCAUUAUGAAAGAAGAAAAUGCACAGCCAUAAGGAAGUAUCAUAUGCUUCAUAGCCCUGUCUACCAUUUAUACAGUAGUAAUAAUGUGCAACAACUCCUUCUCUCCAUAUUUUCAGCCUUUUUUCCAGCAACAGUUUUAAAAAGCCAGUCACUACUUGCCAUGGUGUUGUGAGGUAGACAUAUGGAGAAUGGAAUGCAACUUCAUUUAGGAUUUUAAUUCAAAUCUAGAGGUAAAAAAGUGAUAGUUCUGAUGAUGAGCUGUGCUGUCUAAAACCUUUCACACUGGGAUGAAUUUAGAAUCGCUUGGUAGAACCACAACAGAGCUCUUCCUUGUGGAUGCAAGCCAGAACUACUCAUAUUCAUUUUGAGUUUACCACUUGUUCAUAUAAAGCAAGUUAAAAGGAUCACUGUUAAUUAAUUUGGAGUGUACUGAGCUUUCUAGAACAUCAUUCUGAAUUCAUCAGCAUAAAAAUUGCAAGGAUGUACUUUUUUUAAAACUUGAUAUUUGUUCAGCAACAAGCUGCCUAUUAGACUCAGCCUGCAGUAAAUGCAAGAUCCCCUGGGGUCAGCAGUACAGACUGGUUACAGCAGGAAUAUUUCAUAGCAAACUCUAUUUCCUGGUCUUCAGGCAGUUCAAUUUUAAACAGCAGUAAAGCUUCUUAUCACAUUUAUAAGUGAUAAGUGAGUGAUAAGAACUCAUUCCAGUGUUAGGUGGUCGAGAUCCUAUCCUCAUUCACUCACAGACAAAAUAGGCCAGAUCCUCUUCACAUUUACAAUACAGUAGAUUUGGACUUCCCCUUUCCUCCCCACUAUUGCAAGUGAUGGCAAUCAGAUUGCUUAAAACCAAAGGAAAAUCCAGACUAACAAAGGAGUAGUAUAAAUUCCAGUAGCAUAAAUAUUAGCAAUAGUAUAAAUAUUGGGUACAGAGCAGAAUCACAUAUACCAGGUAGCAGCAGGAGUGACAUGCAGCUCCCCCGGCUUCACUGAGAAGCCUGGAAAUGGCAAUUACGAAGUCUAGUAAUUUGCAUGUUUUAGUCAGAACAGCAAGCCCAAGUUGCAAGCCCUCCUCAGUUUCCUGUUGCAAAUGUUUGGAGCAGGACUGCAGCUUUGUGUUUUGCAGCAGGCUGUUGGAGGCAGCUGAAGCAGCAGCUGGCUGUGGGGAGCCCUGGUGCCACCCCACAGCCUUCCAGAGCUCUGCACUAAGUAAGGGGUAGAAUGGACUCGCUUGAAGAUCUGCCAGCAUCUGUGGUGUACUCAAAGAUGUCAUGCUUGAUCUGCAGGAAAAGCUGCAGUAAACCUUCAGAUGGGGAAAAGUCAAGCCUCCUAAAUGCAAGAAUUUCAGAACAUUUAUCUUAACCAUUAUUUACUCAAGUCAGGAGAACACAUUACUAAAUCUGUUCUGCCAAUAGAUAUCUGACCAUUUACUGUUAUUUAUUCUGGUUGUUCCUGCCUUAUCCUUCUAAAUUAUUCCAUAUUAAACCUAACUAAGACGUUUUACCACUUGUCUUUUUUCUGAGCUGAAAUGUAUUCCUCCUUUCUUUUGGACAUUGGCUCAAAUAAGAGCAUAGCCCUAAGCAGGAAAAACAACAAAUAACAGUGACGAUUUUAUUGCAUUCCUGUUGGUAUUUGUACUGUACUAUGUUCUCUGUGACUAUGUGGAAAUGGAAGAAAAUGUGCAAUUACUUUUAAAAAACUUCAACAGCAUUUUGCAAAUAAAAGGCAGUUACCUCAUGCAUAGCUGCCAAUUUAUUAUGUGAGAGCUGACUGUUAUAUGUUCCUAUUAAUUAUAUCUUCCACAUGCUGCUUUUCCUUUCCAUGCUUCCUAAGUUAAUUACUUAGGUCAGAUUCUGUCUGCUGCUGUUGCUUUGAAAACCCACAAGCAACUGCAGCUAAUUUCACUCUAUUCUGGAUAGGUUCUUUAUUCAGAGCCUUUGCCUCCAAGUGUGCAAGUCACAGUGCAGUCCCCAAGAGGAUGUGUUUAAUAUCUACACACAGGAGGCAUUUUAAAUACACACACAAAUACAUACAUUCAUUUAGAUACCCUCACACACACCUGGCAGUGCCCAAUAUACAGGUUUUAUUUCUGUAACAGUCUGGGAGACUAUCAGUAAGAACCAUCUGCAGAUGCCUCCGAAACACUUACAGAAAAUACCUUAAACAUUACAAGUAUCUUGAAACUUAAAUACUAAGCAUACCAUACUCUGAGCCAUGUACUGAUUUAAAAAAAAAAAAAUAAAAAAAUAAAGAAUUACCUUCCCUGGAAUAUAUUCUUCCCAUGCCGAUUUACUCUGUUGAAUAAAAUGUACUCAAUCAUUAGUUUCCCCUAAAAAAUAAAGUUUUUUAGGUGAGCUUUAGCACACAACACCAGCACAAGGUGUUUAAAACUGCACAAGGCUGUUUCGCUGAUGCUGUGUCAAGAGAAAAUAGGCAAGCUUUGAAAUCAGCAGGUUGGAGUGUCCCUGACCCCUCUGUCUUUGGAUUCAAAUUUCCACUUUUUUCACACUGUUAUAUGAGGAAGGAAGUCUCUUCUUCCUUGUGAGAAGAAAGAAAACAGAUCAUUCCUAGUCUGUAGUGGUGAGGCAACAAUAGUGGGUCACAGUGGCAAAAGAAGCAGAGAUGUUUAUCCAAGAUUGGUCACUGCACAGUGACCAAUGUGCAGGGAAAUGCAGCAGUACAGACACCUAAUGGAACAAAUAUUAAUGACUGCGAUAACCGUACAUGAGCUGUGUUCUGAAAACCUUUCCUGGCUCUUCAGAGCCAGCACAGGAAGGGUUCUCAACAGCCAGCUCCACUCCAGUAUCUCCAGCAAGGUGCUAGGACAGGAAUUCCAGUGAUCCCAAAUUUGUCUUGAAAGUAUCACUGAAAUCUUCUGUGUAAAUUUUUUUCCUAAUUAGGUCUCCUUUGGGUUGUCUUUUCCCUUCAGAUUGAGCAAAAGGCACAGGAAUGAAAGCAAUGUAACUAUAAAAAUCCCUUCAUUUAUCAACCUAAACCCUUACCUUACCCUCUACAUACUGUUCUUUGUUCAUCCACAUUUCUGCCUACUUUCUGGGCCCACCUUCCAGAUCUCAGCACACAGUCAAAACAUGCUAAGCACUGCACCUUCCACUGCUGCCUGUUGAAGUCUUUAGAAAAACACACAAGAAUGCAGGCCAAAGAUUAGGAAGAGCCAAGCCUAUUUCUUCCUGUUAAAGAUGAAAGCUAUCAACAGCUGUCAAAGCAUUUCCUCCAUUUGUUUUUAGCCAACUACAGGGAGAAGAAUCUUUUCCUGAGUAGUAUCUCUGUGAAGGACUUACUUAUUGAAAGAACAGGCUCAUUUCCUAUAGCCCUAUGGAUUAUUAUGUCUUUCAAAACAUAAGGUCACACAAAGUUUGAAAUUAGAUUGUCAGGCUGUAGGUAAAGAUAAUGGAGUUGAAAGGUGGUACAAUAUAAAAGUGAUGCUGUUGCAGUCAGCUUGCUGUGACCCCGGACUGGUCUGGCCAGGCAGCAUGGCAAAAAUAGAGGGACGGCUGCAAUGGAGAACCCAGAAGAUUUUAAUGUUCAAAGAGACCACAUGGUCUGAGGGGCUGCAAUUGAAAGACUCAGGGGUGUGGUGAGAUUCACAGUGUAAAGGGAUAUCUGAGGGUAAAGGUCCAAUCAUGGCCGUGGGACAGUCUUUUGACCUUAUUAGUCUAAGGUCCUGCCUAUUCUGGGAUGACUCUAUUAGCAUCCCCCCAGCACCCCACCUCCCAAGGGCUUCAGAUUUAUUCCCUCCGUGCCAAGAACCCUGUCCAGGGUAUGAUCUAUCCCAAGUUCUCAGCAUCUCAGGUAUCUCAGUUCCCACAUAAUGCCCUACCCCAGCAUUUUUAAUUCUGAGAGACAGGGAAAGGCCUCCAAGCCAAGUAAAACAGGUCUGCAUGAGUAAGUAGCAUCUAUAAUAGCUGCUUGGAAGAGCUGAACUAAAAAUUGCUCUAAAAUCUUCAGUCUUCUGUACAUCUAACUAAUAUUAUCCUAAAAUAAUCAGACAAAACGAGUAUAAUCACAACUAAUAUCUAGGCCUCACAGAA